Molecule: messenger RNA, 2167 nt
Organism: Microdochium trichocladiopsis
Lineage: Eukaryota; Fungi; Ascomycota; Sordariomycetes; Xylariales; Microdochiaceae
Exons: 1
Coding region: 247-1785 (512 amino acids)
Molecular function (GO): glycosyltransferase activity
Source: RefSeq, a predicted model, not a curated record
CCCUGGCCUGCUGCGGCAUCUGACGAGGCCGUGGACCUCAAGCACGAGACCAGCCCACUCCUCUCCCACGACGUGACGCCGUCACGCGCAAACAAGUGGCAGACAUACUAUCAACACCUCAGCAUCGCAUCGCACUUUAAGCACUCGGCGUCACCCUCCGCCUCCAAGCUGCAGAUCGACCAUGUCGAGGACGCAAAGGCAGCACCACUGCUCCCGUCAUACGAGGUGAAGCCAGCCCUCUCAAACAUGGAGCCAUCCUCCCCCAACCUCGAAGAGUUUCCCGCUGGCCUCCGUGGCCGGCGCAUCCUGCUAUGUACCGAGUCCUUCGGGCCAGUCAACGGUGUCUCGCGCACGACUCUCAUGCUCGUCAACCAUCUCCGAUCGCAGGGUGCUCUUGUUGCCGUCGUCGCGCCUCACAACCACACCCAGGUCAACACUUUUGUCCCAGUCGAGACCAGUAGCACCAGCUCCGGCACCAUCACCUUCACGCAGGAGGUCCGCCUCACCGGAUACCCGCUCCCAGUCAACCCAGAACUGUCGGUGGUCUACCCUGUCCGCUUGUCCGAGCUGUACCGCCGCACUUUCGGGCAGGCUCCCGACCUGAUCUACCUCGCCAGCCCUGCCUCGCUCGGCUUCCAGGUCAUGCUGCAGCUCCGCAAGCUCCCUAAAGAAUCCCAGAUCCCGAUCCUGUGCAAUUUCCAGACCGACCUGGCCGGUUACUGUGAGAUCCUGUUCCCUGCGCCGCUGGGCACUGUCGCGAGCUGGGUCUUUGGCAAAGUUCAGAGCUACCUGUUCCGACACGAUUCGAUCAAGACCAUCUUCUAUCCGAGCAAGUUUGUGCGCCGAUACCUCGAAGGUUCCUGUGGCAUCGAUGGCGACAAGAUGGAAGUCCUUCGUCGCGGAGUCAGCACCGACGGGUUCAACCCCAGCAAGCGCAGUGCGGACCUCCGCAGACAGUGGGCGCCCAACGGCGAGAUCAUCCUCUUCACCUGCUCCAGAAUCGCCGGCGAGAAGGGCUACGGCUUUCUCGCCCAGGCCGCCGAGGAGCUCGAUCGCCGCGGCCUUGCCUUCAAGCUCGUGAUUGUCGGUGGCAAUCGCAACCCUGUCGUGGAGCAGGAGGUCAAGGACAUGUUCACGGCCACGACGGCCAAGGGCAAGGUCAUCUUCACCGGCUUCAAGGUCGGCGAGGACCUCAUGGCCCACUACGCGUCGGCGGACAUCUUCCUCCACUGCUCCGUCACCGAGACGUUUGGCCUGGUCGUCCUCGAAGCGAUGGCCAGCGGCGUGCCCGUGAUUGCUCGGGACGAGGGGGGCCCCAGCGACAUCAUCGACCACGGCCGCACUGGCUUCUUGUCCCCGCCCGAGGACCUCGCAGACUUCGUUGGCAAGGUGCAGCUGCUCGCCACUAAUGCCGAGCUUCGCAGCCACUUCAGCCAGGCGGGACUUGCGCAAGCACGAGCUGCGACCUGGGAGAAGAUUGGCAACAAGGUCGCGUGGAAGAUGCUGGGCGCGGUCGAGGAGCGGGAGACGAGGGAGGCGCAGAGGCAACUUCAGGAAGAGACGAGGUCCGCUGCCAUGAACGGUCUGCACCACACUGGCGACGCUCUGUGGCGGUUCGUGGUUGGACGUGUCGUCGACGCCAAGCUCGUCUUUGGACUUGUGACCAUCGUCGGCGUAUGGUCGGCGGUCGGCCUGUACCUGGCGUUCAUCAAGGUGUCGCACACGGUCAAGACGAGUGCGCCGCAGCUGCACCAGCGGCUCAAGUCGUUGAUCGAGGGGAAGUGAGCAUGUCUAAGCAUCUGACGGUGGCGGAAGAGGUGGAGUGCAGUGCGAUGCAAGGCGUUUGUGGAGUUUUUGACAAGGUUGUUGGACGGUAUUAUGAUAUCCCCACCCGCGGCUCCUCGCCAAGGGUCUGCUCUUUGUGUUUUGUUGUUUCCAUGCACGACGUUCAUGAUUGCAUUGUCAUGGAGGUAUUAUUAGUUUAGGUAGUACAGAUUAAUGACGACGGAACGAAUCAGAUACUACCGAGUGGCAGAGAGUCAAGAACGUGGCAUGUGCUACGAAGAGUCGAAGCGAUGGAGGCAUUGUUUGUUCACAGCGGGCAAAGCAGCAGGCCAGGCGAAAUGGCUGGUGAUCUCACCAUCGAGAUAUAAGCCUGGUAGCAGAC